CUCUCCAUGGCGCGCACACGGCUCGGUGGUGGAGGAAAAGAUCCCAAGAUCCACAGAUAAAGGCUCCCUGGUUUCCAAGGUGAUAGCCUUAGACACAGACUCUGUGCACAACUCUCGGAUUACCUACCAGUUUCUCCAGGUGACUGAUGCUACCUUGUUCAGUCUGGACCAAUAUAACGGAGAGAUCCGGACUAUGAGGAUGUUCAGUUACAAAGAUUCCCGCCAUCACAGACUGGUUGUUGUUGCCAAGGACAACGGUGAACCUGCUCUCUCUGCUACAGUCACCAUCAAACUGUCCACAGUGGAGACCGCCAUGAAGGCCUACUCUGACAUGACUGAGGUGCCUCUGGAAUAUGACAUCUUUUCAGACCUCAACCUGUAUUUGGUCAUCGGUCUGGGCUCUGUGUCAUUUCUCUUAUUGAUCACCAUAUUGGUCACCAUUGUGAUCAAGUGUCAAAAUCCCAAGCCCAGUAAAACGGCUCCACCCUGCAGGAACAGUGUGAUUAGCGAGAGAAACUCCACCAUCGCAGACUCCACUCUGGUCUCCAACGAUGCCUACUGGUACAGUCUGUUCCUAGCAGAGACCAGGAAAGGAAAGUUGGUGGUUAGACAGCCUGUGCCAAAGGGCUCCAGAUACAUCGUGUCCAGUUUACCAAGAGGGACAGGACUGACUGAAACCAGUGACUCAGCAGCUUCUACUUUGCAGCUGUUCCACUAACAUAUUUCUCGUUGACGUCAUCGUUAUCGCGAUGCCUUCGUUGCGAGGCGGAGACUGGUGAUAUUCACGUUAUUCCUGAAGAAGCAACGUCUUAUUUCACAAUCUUCAUUUCGUUUGUUCGUUAAACACAACGACCUUCAUCCUUGUUUCAGUGCGCGCAAGACCAUAACAUAUAUAAUCCGCACGUGAUGCAGCCCGUCAGACUAAGCAGGAUGGGGUAUGUUUACUUAUUUGUCAUUCUCUCUGCCACUGUGUUCUCCGUAUCUACUGUCACCCAUUAUUCUGUUCCCGAAGAAAUGGAGGAGGGAUCUGUUGUUGCAAAUUUGGCAGCAGACUUGGGACUAGACGUGAGGACUCUGAAGACAAGGAGAAUGCGCGUGGACGUUGUAGCCAAUAAAAAAUAUCUGGACAUCAACAAAGACACAGGAGAGUUGUUUAUUUUGGAAAGGUUAGACAGGGAGUUCCUCUGUCCAUCGAAAACUACGUCGUGUUUUCUUAAAUUAGACGCUACAAUUGAAAAUCCUGUACGCAUGUUUAACAUUGAGGUGGAAAUCGUGGAUAUCAAUGAUAAUGCUCCGCAUUUUCGAAGAGGAACAAUGCAUCUGGACAUCUCUGAAUCGAGCCCCGUUGGAGAAAGAUUUUCCCUGAAUAAUGCUGUGGAUCCAGAUGUUGGAACAAACUCCGUGAAAAAUUACCAUCUGAGCGCAAGUGAUCAUUUCUCUAUUGAAAUUCAGACCGGGAGAGAUGGGACAAAGUUUGCUGACUUGGUUCUGAAAAAAGCUUUAGACAGAGAGCAGCAGGCUGUUCAUAAUCUGAUUCUCACUGCUGUGGACGGUGGAGUCCCCACGCGCACCGGUACAGCAAGCAUCAUUGUUCGCGUGCUUGAUGUUAAUGACAACGCCCCUUCAUUUGACAAAGACAAGUACGUUGUAGAUGUGAUGGAAAACUCUCCGAUUGGCAGUCUAGUUGUCAAAAUGAAUGCUACAGACUUGGAUGAAGGUUCAAAUUCGGACAUUGUUUAUUCAUAUAGUUUAUACACAUCAGAGAGAACACAGAAGAUGUUUAACUUGAAUCCUGAAAAUGGUGAGAUAAGAGUAAAAGAAAUGAUAAAUUAUGAAGAUUUAAAAUUCUAUGAGAUGGAGAUUAUUGCUAGUGAUAAGGGGCUGAACUCCUUAUCUGGACAAUGUAAACUGACAAUACAGGUGACUGAUAUGAAUGAUAAUCAUCCUGAAAUUUCAAUUAAAUCAUUUCAAAGUCCAGUAAAAGAAAGUGUGGUCACAGACACAGUGAUAGCUGUAGUUAGUGUCAGUGAUAAAGACUCAGGUGAUAAUGGAGUGGUAGAUCUUCAUAUUCCAGAUAACAUGCCUUUCAAAUUGAGGGAGUCAUCUGAUAACUAUUAUGAAUUAGUGGUAUCAGAGCCAUUAGACCGUGAGAAGGUCCCAGAAUAUGACAUCACUUUCACUGUCACAGACAGAGGUUCUCCUCCUUUAUCUGACAAUGAAACUAUGACUUUAGAGCUGCUGGAUGUUAAUGACAAUGUUCCACAGUUCCCUCAGUCAUUUUAUACAAUACGUGUGAUGGAGAACAACGUACCUGGGGCCUUGCUCAGCUCACUGACUGCGUUUGACCCUGACCUCCAUGAAAACCAGUACCUAGUUUACUUCAUCAUAGAGAAGGAGAUCGCCAACACCUCCAUGUCCAUGCUGUUCUCCAUCAAUCCGGAGAAUGGUAAACUUUACGCACUGAAAACUUUUGACUAUGAGAUCGAGAAGGAGUUUCUUUUCCACAUCGAGGCCAGAGACUCUGGUUCUCCUCCACUCAGCAGUAACGUGACUGUACACAUCAUUAUUGUGGACCAGAACGACAAUGCUCCAGUUAUUGUCUCUCCAUGGCGCGCACACGGCUCGGUGGUGGAGGAAAAGAUCCCAAGAUCCACAGAUAAAGGUUCCCUGGUUUCCAAGGUGAUAGCCUUAGACACAGACUCUGUGCACAACUCUCGGAUUACCUACCAGUUUCUCCAGGUGACUGAUGCUACCUUGUUCAAUCUGGACCAAUAUAACGGAGAGAUCCGGACUAUGAGGAUGUUCAGUUACAAAGAUUCCCGCCAUCACAGACUGGUUGUUGUUGCCAAGGACAACGGGGAACCUGCUCUCUCUGCUACAGUCACCAUCAAACUGUCCACAGUGGAGACCGCCAUGAAGGCCUACUCUGACAUGACUGAGGUGCCUCUGGAAUAUGACAUCUUUUCAGACCUCAACCUGUAUUUGGUCAUCGGUCUGGGCUCUGUGUCAUUUCUCCUGCUCAUCACCAUAUUGGUCACUAUCGUGAUCAAGUGUCAAAAUCCCAAGCCCAGUAAAACAGCUCCACCCUGCAGGAACAGUGUGAUUAGUGAGAGGAACUCCACCAUCGCAGACUCCACUCUGGUCUCCAACGAUGCCUACUGGUACAGUCUGUUCCUAGCAGAGACCAGGAAAGGAAAGUUGGUGGUUAGACAGCCUGUGCCAAAGGGCUCCAGAUACAUAGUGUCCAGUUUACCAAGAGGGACAGGACUGACUGAGACCAGUGACUCAGCAGCUUCUACUUUGCAGUCAUCCACCAGCAGCAGCAGCCGUUCCACAUAAGGCCCCUCGUCCAGCUGUGUUGAUGCUAACAGGAAAAGUUUUAUAGACGAAAGGAAGACCUCUCCAUCAACAUCCAGCCCCACAUAUCUAUCCUGCUCAGUCUGGUCCUUGUUCCUCAAACUACAUGUAACUGUUGUGCUACAAUGAAAAUGGUGAUAGGUUUGCAAACAUUACCCUAGCCCCUUGUUCUUGGAAGCACAUGAAAAGCAGAGCACCAACUCUUCCAGUGUUCAUUCAAUAUGCAUGAUGAGACUGCAUGACUUCAGCUAUGCUUCAAGACAGCCAUACAAAAAGAUUUUCAAGAGGACAUGCUCACAACCACUGAAUAUUCAAAUAAGUCAUAAUAAGCACUCUUAUAUGGACAAGAGAAUGUUUAAAUGUCUGAAAUGGCAUUUUCCUUCUCUACAAAACAUGAACAUACUGUAUGUUUAAUAUUACAUUUAAACCACAUGUGCUUUGUCUUGUUCCAUGACAACAUUAAUGUACAAUAGAAUCAACCUUAAAGAAGUGAACAGCACAAUUAACUAAAUGUCAGAAAAGCACCAACCAACAGUUAAAAAAAAACAAAAGAAAAAACAAAAAAAAAAAAAACAAAAGAAAAAAACAAUAAAAAAAAUAAAUAAAGGCAAUCAGUAUUUUAUAGAUGUGGUACCUUUUAGGAGUUUCAUGUUUUGUACUUUACUUUGUGUCUUACAUGUGAGCUAGGCCUAAAUAUAUGAAUGAGUGCCAAGUACAAACAUUCAAGUGGAUAAGAGCCGAGCCUUUAACCAUUAUGCCUUUCAGUUGUUUCUGGAUGGACUACAAGUACUUUUAUAGCUUUAGAUGUUUUAUGGUAUAAGAAAUCUGCAGUUAUGAAUCAUAUUUACAAUAUGGAAUAUCACAUUUUAAUCAGACUGAAACUGCAAGGCUUUGGGCUCAUUACUAUUUCCUCAUAUAAUCAAGAGCAGCAAAAUCACAGUUCUAUGGAUACACAAAGUGGACAAUGUGCUUGAAUGUUUUGUCCCCUUGGACAUAACUGGAGAAUGAACCUUGGAGUUUGAAUUGAACACAAGCAAAUGCAUUGAGUAUUUGAGAAGAGACUUAUGUCUUUAUGGGAACUGUAUGUAUAUAUUAGAAGCACCAGUAUGUACUGUUACUGUUUUAUUUCUGAAUCUGGAUUCAAUCUGGGUGUUUUAAUGUCUUCUUCAACCAUAUAAGAUGAUGAAAACUGAACCAUACUCAAACAUUUAUUGCAAACUUAACAAUACUGAAGCAACUCAACUGUGUUUGAAAUCACCCAAUGAAAGUUUUGUCCAUAUCUCUGAUUACUGUAUGUCUGCAUAUCCAGCACAUAUCCUGAGAUCGAGAUCAAAAAGUCACAUAUUUCAUUAUCUGUCUGUGUACUAAAAUGCCUUUAAUUUUCAGCUUUAGUGAUUUUGCAAUUAAAAACAUUUAUAUGAACAAAAUUAUGUGCCAUCAAAUUCAUGAUUCAGUUUGUAUGAAUAUUAACAAAGUAGUGAAACAUUGCAUUUUGCUCACAUUGCAUUUUGUUAUAAAAAGUUGUAAUGUAUUGCAGCCAAACAUAUAUGGUAAUUGUUUUUGUAUAGUAGUACAUAAUGCAACAUGUCAGUUGUGUAACGUGAGUCAAUUGUAUGCUAUGGUCUAAAAUGAACUAUUAAAUACAAAUAAUACAUACA
This is a messenger RNA of Melanotaenia boesemani (Boeseman's rainbowfish), 5015 nucleotides long. Its product is annotated as protocadherin alpha-C2-like. Lineage: Eukaryota; Metazoa; Chordata; Actinopteri; Atheriniformes; Melanotaeniidae. Gene Ontology annotation, cellular component: plasma membrane. The transcript is spliced from 3 exons. Gene Ontology annotation, biological process: homophilic cell-cell adhesion. The record is from RefSeq and is a predicted model, not a curated record. Gene Ontology annotation, molecular function: calcium ion binding. The coding region runs from base 907 to 3339 and encodes 810 amino acids.